Messenger RNA from Micromonas pusilla CCMP1545, 999 nucleotides. RefSeq lists its product as uncharacterized. The coding region runs from base 1 to 999 and encodes 332 amino acids. The transcript has a single exon. Lineage: Eukaryota; Viridiplantae; Chlorophyta; Mamiellophyceae; Mamiellales; Mamiellaceae. Gene Ontology annotation, biological process: ribosomal small subunit biogenesis. The record is from RefSeq and is a predicted model, not a curated record.
AUGCUCGCAUCUCAGCGCGCGCUCUCGUCGCUGUGUCGCGCGGGACGACCUCGGCUCGUCUCUUCGUCCGGGCGUCUCGUCGACGGCAGAGCGGCGACGUGCGCGCGCGGGGGUCGGCCGACCUCGCGAAUCGCGGCGCCCCAUUCGUCCAACAACCAUCGCGCGUGGGCGGUCCCCCGCUCGCGAUGGUCCGCCGCGGCGGGCGACCGCGGCGUCGCGUCCUCCGCGACCACGCCGCGCCUCGACGGCGACCGCGACCGCGUCGCGCGGCCGCGCCUCGGCGCGCGACGGACGGACGUCCGCGCGUUCGCGGAGAAGGCCUCCUCGUCGCGAUCGUCCGUCGACGACGCCGACUACGACGGCGAGGAGCUCGCUCACGUGGACGAGCUCGGCGAGCCGAUCGUGUCGGACGACGACGACGACGUCGACGCGAACGACCUGAUCAACACGUCCGGGACGGACUGGGGCGAGCUCGCGCUGCGUUCCAUGCGAACGACGCUGAGCGACGACGAAUUUAACGGCGAGCUCGAGAUUUACUCGUUCAAGGUGUCCGUCGAGCGGCGGCGGGUGUACGCGAGCGUCGACGCGGUGAAGGACAAGUUCGGGUCGCCGACGCUGGACCAGCUCGGCGAGGUGAGCAGGAAGUUCAACGCGCUCUUGGAGGAGGAAAACUUCCCGGAAGACGUCGCGUUGGAGGUGGCGUCGCCGGGGGCGGAGCGUGCGUUGCGGCUGCCGGAUGACCUGCCGCGGUUCCGGAACCUCACGAUGAAGGUGACGUACGCCGCCGCCGCGGAGGACGACGGCGCGGAGGGGACGAGGACGAGGGUGAUGGACGUCGUGGACGUGGACGGCGACGCGGUCGAGUUCAAGCUCGCGGACGUCCCGGAGAACCGACCGCAGGCGAAGAAGGGGCAGGGGAUGAACAAGAAGCAGAGAGAGUGGCGGCUGAAAAUUCCCAUCGCGGACGUCGCGAAGGCGAACUUGUUCAUCGACGUGUGA